ACAGACGAAGCCAUAUUUUUUUUGUCUCGCUAAGCUAGUCAUACGCACAAGAACUUGAAAUAUGUGCAUUACCAUUUGAUAGAGAGCUGCAUAAUUUGUCACUUUCGUUGGUUAAGAGUUACUGCCGUAAGAGUCUGAAAUUUAAUUGGAAUUGAACACAAAGAAAGCACAAACGAAACUUUGUUAUGGAUCCAAGUGCAACUGAAAACUCUUGAUUGAACUGAGUCUGCGCAGUAAACUUUGUAAACGAAAAGUUUUGCGAACGUAGGUCAUUUCAGUCAAUGUGUACAGAACUUCCACCACGAGGAACCGCAAUAGUAGACAUAUUUACGUCGUUUUUGUACGGGAUUUAUCAUUUGAAGAUCAUAGGAGCUGAUCUGCGAUGAGUUCUGAUGCUACCAAUCCCCGAAGCGUACCCUUCGAUCAGCCACCAACAGCCCCCUCAGGAGGAAACGAACAUCACAGGUUGUUGAGAGGUGCAAAGACAGUAAAUCACCAUUGAGGAAUGGUUCACCCGUGAAAAACUCAUCUGCAAUGAAGAACCUGUUAGCCGAGAAUGGUAAUCUGAUUUCCAGUGCAGUGAAUAGCUCGAGAGUGAAGGGGAAAGCAGAGAGAUCUGAUUCACCAGUCUGUGACGGAGGCGCAGGAGACAUGGUCAGGGAAUCAGCAGAUGGGGAGGAGCGUCGUCUGAGAAGCAGCGCUAAAGGACUUCCAGUGGAGCCUGCACCUGAUAUACAAAGCAGCUGUACGACGCGUGGUUGUGACGGGUCAGGGCAUAGUGGAGGGAAAUAUACGAGACAUAGAAGUGCAAACAGGUGUCCGAUCGCAGCCAAGAAGAAAAAGGCAGAGCCCGAGCUUCCACCACCGGAGCCAGAGCCCAACAAAAGGAUGAAGAGGUUGUCAAGGAAGCGAGGUGCCCCGCCCAGUAGCCAGGAGGAGACGGCGACAGCCGCCCCGACUGAGGAAGGCCCCACCAGUGCCAAGGUGCUGGCUCUGAAUCCAGACACAGACGAUGCUAACUCCAUCUCGAGUCAAGACGAGGAUGUGCAAGCAAAGUGUAGCCGGAGAGCGAUAGUCAACCUCCAGAGGUUGAUUGAUAACGUAACGGAAGAGAUCAGACAUGAGAAGGAGCAGGAGGAGGGAGUGGAUGACAAAGAAGGAGGAGGAGGAGGAGGGGGCCAGAAGAGUGAAGAUGUUGUUGCAUCGAAAGAGACAGAGAAAGAUGAGGCGGAGGAUGCAGCGAAAACAAGAGAGGAAGAAGAGGGAGAAGGGGGUGAGGAUGGGGUUGGGGUUGGGGUUGGAGAGAAGGAAGCUGAAGGUAUGGAAGUGGAUGAGGAAGAACAAGAAGAGGAGCAAGAAGUAGAUGCAGCAGUGGAAGAAGAAAGCGGAGUGACAGAAGAGCAGAGUGCUGAAAAGGAAGAGACACAGGAGGAGGAGGAAUGGACUGGUGAACAAGAUAAGAUGGGUUCCAUUGAGGAUACUGAGGAAAGUGUUGUGGAAGAGGAGGAGGAGGAGGAGGAGAAGGAAGACUCCUCUGUUACGGACGCGGAGACGUGUGCUCCUCCUAAGCUCCACAAGGAGCUUGCAUUCCUGAACCAAGAUAUGCCAGUCUUAGAGACGGCUCCCGACCUUGUGGGAAACAACUCUGUACCAUGUGAAGACAGUACCAACGGGAGCGGGGAAGGGAUGAACGGAGGUCAGGGGGAGGGGGAGCGAGAGGUCACCCACGAGGGUGCGGAUGAGGAGGAAAUGUACGGUGAAGCCCCCUCGUUGGUCAUCGAUGAACAGGUGUCAUCAAGAACUUCAUCCAAGUUGGACGAGGAAGACGACAACGGUUUGCCCAUGCACCUGCGAGUUCUCAGUGAACAACUUUCCCAAGAACUUGAAGAGAAUCGGAAGAAACAGACAGUUGGUCCUGUCCCAGCGAGUUCUGUGCAAUCACCCUCACCCGCUGAAACCCCCCAGGAGAGCGUCCCCACCCCAGUAGCCAGUGAAAUUGUAUCAGCUCCCCCAACAGAACAGGAGCAAGAGCAAGAGGAAGAGGAGGAGCUGCCGCUGCCAUCGCCACCGCCACUAAGCAACGUAGGCAUCCCUGAGACGGCCUUCUCACACACAGCAAGCAAUGUGGGCAUCCCGCCGGAGACGGCCUUCUCACACACACCAAGCGACGUGGGUAUCCCAGAGACGGCCUUCUCACACCCAAGCAAUCUUGCCCUAUCUCAGGAUGCCUUGAACAACAUGCUACCGAUCAAGGUGUCCCAGAUCAAACAAGAGGUGGUGGAUCCCAUGGACAGUGACAUGGACAUGGUUCCAGAAGAUCAUCACAUGAUGUCUCGACUGAUAAGUGACUCUCACAGAGCUCCACCCCCUGUCGUCCCGGUUACUGCUGCAUCAACAGCAUUAUCCACUGCCAGCUUGCCAGCGCCACCUGAACUGGGGAAUAUGGAGUGCAGUAAGUGUCCUACGCCUGGAUGUGAUGGGACGGGGCAUGUUACAGGCUUGUACAGCCAUCAUAGAAGUUUAUCUGGUUGCCCUCACAAGGAUAAAAUCCCUCAACAGUUACUCCAAUUACACGAACAUGUACUAAAGUGUCCCACGCCCGGUUGUACUGGCAGAGGGCAUGUCAACAGCAACAGGAACUCACAUCGUAGUCUAUCAGGCUGUCCUAAAGCCGCUGCGGAGAAGCUCUCAAUGAUGACGGGUCCCCCUCCUCCACCGAAAUACCCAGGUGACAACAGAGUCCUUGGGAGACCAAUGUACUUAAAGGAAGUGGACUCUUUAAGCGGGGUAACAACUCUAUCUUCUGCCAACACACCUCGCACUACCCCUAUGGAGAAGGUGAACCCCAAGCCAUUCCCUGUAGAAUCUAUCAUGGCAUUCAACCCUGCAACGGGACAGUUCACAGCAGCCAGCAGCCACAAGCGCAUCGCCCCCAAGGUCAUAUCCGCUGCCGAGCUCCUGCCUCCCAGUAAACGUCCCGCGAUGCCCAACGACGGGACGGUGGACAAUCGGGAGGCGACUCUCGCAGCAGCGGCGAUUAAUCUCUCCUUGAAGUCCCUGCCACCUGGGAUGAUGUCCCACCUGGCGUUCCCGAUGCAGUUCCCGCCUCCGAUGACCCCGCCGAGCUCGGUCCAGCAGCAGCCGUUGGACCUGGUCAAGAUGGAUAGCAACGGCACUUUGGAUCUGAGUAUGAAGUCCACCAAGAUGGACAGUCAACAUCACCAGCCUCCUCUGACGCCGCUCUCUCAUCUCCCUGGCCCUCUCCAGACAAGCACACCCCCGCCGCAAUCCCCUCUCCCUCUCCCCAUGUCCACCCCGUCGAGUUUGGUUCAGCUCUCCAUCCCUCAACCUAUCAUGCCCAAUCCCAUCUACUCCGGAGCCUACUCCUUCCCGCCCAUGUCUCCGCUGGUCCAGACAUCCGCCAACAACAACUCGCCGACGAUCCUCCAGAUCCCGCGGUCUUACGAUCAGGCGGUGGACUUCUCCGCCUCCAAGAAGCCUCAGUAUCCGCUCCUGACCAGCUUCCCGCAUACCCCAUUGAGCGGUUCCCUGGCGUCCCUCACUAGUUCGUUGGCCUCUCUCCCGGGGUCGUUGCCGUGCAAUGUUCCGCUGACCUCAGGCGGAGGCAUCCUGACCCCCAUAGCGCCCAAUGCUGUGGUGUCGACUGGUGGAAGCGUGUCUCUGACUGGCUUUGGCAAAGAAGAACCUUCCUCCAUGAAAAAGCAAAACAAAAUGAGCUUCGUUCCUAAAGCUUUGUUUGAGCCCAGGCGGGAGCCGCUAAGCCCUGUAGCCUUGUCUGGUUGCCCGAUGGCAGAUAAGUCCGCUAUAAUACCCGGAUCCCAGGAAUUAAAUUCUUUUCACGGCUCAUUUAGAGAUCACACCAUUGUUAGCUCAUACAUGUGCCCCACCCCCGGCUGUGACGGCUCCGGUCAUGCCACUGGUAACUACUCCUCUCAUCGGAGUCUGUCAGGGUGUCCUAGAGCCAAGAAGAAGAGCUACACAUCAUCACCCAAGAAAGAAGGAGAGGAAGAAGGAGAUGGUCUCAUCAAAUGCCCCAUCCCAGGCUGCGACGGAUCAGGUCACGUCACUGGCAAGUACGCCUCGCACCGCAGCGCAUCCGGGUGUCCCCGGGCCCUCCGAGCCGGCUACCAGGGACCCAUGCAGACCGCACCCAAGGAAGGCGGCCCAGGGGGGCUCUCCCCCACCAUGAUGCAGAACGGGGCCGGUGGGAUGGCCGUGAUGGGGAACGGGGGCGUGAUGAUGGGCGUGGUCGGUAAUGGUGCCGGUGGUAUGAGUGGUAUCACGGAUGCGGUGUUACCCCUCAAUCUUCUGAAGCCCACCAUGAUGACCACCGAGGAUAGUGGUAUGAUGGCCAUGUCACCGGUGGUCAUGGAGGAACAGGAGGAGCUAGAACCAAUCGGACCAAGCUGUCCGACCCCAACCUGUGAUGGAUCUGGCCAUGUCAACGGCUCCUCCCCAGAUCAUCGUAGCAUCUCAGGCUGCCCACUAGCUGCUCAAGCCAUGAAGAAAGCAAGGCUCAACGGUGAAGACAUCACCUCGCUCUCUCACAAAAAUGUCAAAGGAGUUGAGAAUGAUGAGGAGCUCUGGAACUUGGACAUUGAGAUCAACGAGCUUCAGUCCAGCAACUGCCAGAUGGAGGCUCAGAUGAGACGACUCAAGACACAGAUCACUACCAUGGAGACCAAGCUACGUCAGGCAGAGCAGGAGCAUCGAGCCAUGGAGGAGAAGCACCGCUCUCUCACCGUGCAGCUGGACGGACUACGCAACACCCUCAUCAGGCAUCUCUCGGAUGUCAAGAGUGUGGCCAUGAGCAGUAGUCGCGAGGCCAGCCUGCUUGGUCCGAGCUAUGAGCGUAUGGAACAGUUCCUGGUCAGUCUGAAAGAACUUGACAACGAUGCCAAGGACGCUGUGAUGACCAACGGGGGCUUGUCCGGACGGGAGUCGGCCGCGGCUUCUUCGUUUCAGUCGGCAACGCCGCCUCCUUCGUUAGGCUCGUCGUCACCCCGGCUGGAGUCGGUGGAGAACACGCCUCUCACGCCCCCUCCGCAACCGGUCGACCUGACACCCCCGUCGCUGAGUAAUGGUAUCAUCCAUCAUUCAGAUCAGCCUAUGUCGACACCAGGGGUGGUUCGAACCAAUGUGGUGCCAGUCACAUGAAGGACUUCAUUUAGUAUGACUUGCACUCCCUCAGAAUGUUAUGGGUACUAACACCCCCAUUUGAAGACAGUGGAGUACCUCCAAGAGUUGUGCAUCCAAUGUUGGAACGGGUUCUACCAUUUUUUAUAUGAGUGAGGACACUUCUUGCAAGAGGGGUGAUUUUAUUCCAUGUAUAUACUCUGCCUGUAGACCCCUCUAAGGGGCAUUAUAGGUUAAUUUAUUGAAUGUACUAUUAUAUGCAGCAUUGUAAAUAGUUAAUAGUGUCAGUUAAACUGAAAAUAAUUUGAAAUGCCAUUACCUUGAUCCAGAAACAGGUUCUUAAGAUUUUCUCUUAUUUUAUUUCUUGUUUUGUUUCCCCAAGUAUACGCUCUUCAAAUUGGAAAAACUUUCCUACACUUUAGGGUUAUAGGAAAGGCAUAUUGAUCUUUACGACGUGGAUUGAGCAAAUGAAGGAUCUCUGUUUCCUUCCCAAUGAUUUGACUUGAAGGAUGUUUUAUCGUAAUCAUCUCAAUCUGUAUAGAAAAUGAAAUCAAUUAUCAGCAUUCACAGGAUUUUGUUAAAAACAGCAGGAUGUGCUGAUCAUGUAGCAUGACCUUUCUAAAAAUCAUGACACUUGAAAUAAUUUAGGUUUCAUCAAGGUCAGUUUCAUAAGGGAAUAUUUUGAAAUUUCUCUAAAUAAAUAAAUUCUUGAUAGAAUGAACUAUUCAUGAAUGAAAAUUAAUCUUAGCUCAUUGCCAAAAUGAGCAUGGAAAUUGCUAAUCCCCCCUCUUUCUAUUCCCGAAUAUAUUUGAGCCUUUGUGUGGAAUUAUUGGUAGGUUGGUAGAUUAAUUUAAUUUAAUUUAUGAAUUUUACAUUAAUCUUGAUCUAAGGAGACACGAACGAAAGAGUAGAUUGGAUGGUCAAUUCAACUUGUAAGCUCAAACAUGAGUAUACACACAACAUAACAAUCAGUUAUUUUACUUAUUGUUGCAUGCCAAAUGUUACAGACGAUGAUGAUGAAGAAAUGUCCAUCUACAUCACUUGGUGGACAAUGAGGAGGCGCGAUGGCUCAGUGGUAGAGCAUUGGUCUUGUAACCGUGAGGUCACAGGCUCAAAACCAAGUCAAUACUUGUGCCCUUUGAUAAGGCAUUAAUCCUCAUUACUAAGUCCCUCGGAGAGGACUUUAAGCCGUCGGUCCCCUGGUUGUUACCUUACAAGCGUGUACAUGCUCUCUUUAAUAGCAGUCGGGUAAAACAAUCAUCAUCGUCAUCUCUGUACCUUGAAGUGAACUAAAGUAAAGUCUAGCAAAGAUCACUUUUGUUCUUUGUUCCCGUUGAAAACUAUUUCUCAUUGAAACUUGUGCUAAAGUAAACCUCCACAGGAAGACCACCUGCUUACAAAGACCAUACUCCUUGUCUCACUGGAGCAUUCGUAUACAGGUUUCACUGUACAAAAUGCCGUUUUGAUUUCAGUAUAUUCAAUUUCCUCGCUUCAUUUAAAAGGAGGUGGGGGGGGGGGAUUUUUGUUGUUGAAAAAUUUGAAUGUUAUAAUGCUGAAGCUAACCCAACCCCAUGAAAUAUCACAUAUACUAUCUGUGCUUGUAACAUUGAUAUUAUCUCACUUUCUGUGAGAAAGAUGGAAUCCGAUAGGCUAAGAUAAUAUUGGCUCUAAUUCUGUCAUACGAAGGAAUGCUAUAGUAUGCAACAUAUAGUGUGUAUUUACUGCCAAAUGUUAACAGUUUUCUUUUCAUGGUUUUGUUAGUAACUGAAAGAUAUAUAAUAAUGGUACUACAUUGAUUGCAUCUGUUGUGCAUUGAUGUGCUCUGAAAGUCAUGCUAUAAAAGAUGUUUUCUAGAAACCGUAGUUGAUAACUUGACAAACUGGUCAUAUUAUCAAAGGAAUUCUGUAUUUAUAACCAUUGCACAAUGUUGCUGGGUUUAAAUUAUUGAUUUUCUUACUUUUGGGAAGGUAAGAAAAUAAUGCAUUGUCAAACAGAAAAAUUUGAAAGUACUAUUUCUGUGGAAGACUACUAUUACUCAUGAAUUGUAUAUUUGUUGAAUUGAAACUCUUAGAAUUGACAAAGUACUAGUUUUUACAGAUUAAGAACAACACAUUUUUCUU
Molecule: messenger RNA, 7277 nt
Organism: Strongylocentrotus purpuratus (purple sea urchin)
Lineage: Eukaryota; Metazoa; Echinodermata; Echinoidea; Camarodonta; Strongylocentrotidae
Product: myelin transcription factor 1-like protein
Exons: 22
Coding region: 535-5178 (1547 amino acids)
Biological process (GO): regulation of transcription by RNA polymerase II
Cellular component (GO): nucleus
Molecular function (GO): zinc ion binding; RNA polymerase II cis-regulatory region sequence-specific DNA binding; DNA-binding transcription factor activity, RNA polymerase II-specific
Source: RefSeq, a predicted model, not a curated record